AUUCCACUUGCAUCCAUCUCGACAUGUCUGGUACAACUACUUCGUGGCGCACGACUGCACUCGCUCUGCUCGUACUCGUUCCGUUCGUGUCUGGCGCCACCGUCGAUGGCAACUCGACGUUUGACAACCAAGUCAACAAAAUCCUCCGCUGGGACGGCACCCGCGAAAGCUUGGGGGUUGGUCCCGACGUCAUUGCCGGCAUUGCCAUCGCCGCGGGGUUCACCGCCGUUUUCUUGGGCUACCGUCUCAUUCGCCCGGCCAUCUUCCUCGCGGGGUUUGCCAUCGGGUCGGUCUUCUGCUUUGUUGUGUCCGAGCGCGUCUUCCGCGACAAGGCGUAUGUGGACGCGGCGUCCUGGGUCGCGUUUGUCGUCGGAGGUCUCAUCGUUGGCUCGUUGGUCGUGUGGCUGUACAAAGUCGGCAUCUUCCUUGUCGGGGCCUUUGCCGGCCUGCUGCUCGCGACGCAGAUCCACACCUCCUUCGGACACUCGUUCAACCCGUCGGACCCGCAUGUCGCUCUCAUUGUGCUCUUGGUCGUGUGCGGCCUUGCUUGCGGCGCCGUGGCGGUCAUGAUUGAGCGUCCUUCGCUGAUCGUCGCGACGGCGUGGGCGGGAGCCGUGACGGGUGUGUGGGGAAUUGGCUACUUUGCCGGCAACUACCCGAACGCUGCCCGCUUGAAGCAGCACGCAGACGCCAAGGGUGCGUGGCAUGUGGACGUCCCAGUAGAGUGGUGGGGUUACUUGGCUGGUUCGGUGGUGCUGGCGUUUGUCGGCAUGUUCGUGCAGUUUCGCGACCAGCGAUCUCGGCAAGAGCAACCCGUCGCCUACGUUAUCGCGUCCACACCGACCCAUGGAAACCCGAUUCGCCAUGUCUAGGCCGCCUCAACACAA
This is a messenger RNA of Aphanomyces invadans, 887 nucleotides long. RefSeq lists its product as hypothetical. The transcript has a single exon. Bases 24 to 872 code for a protein of 282 amino acids. Gene Ontology annotation, cellular component: plasma membrane. The record is from RefSeq and is a predicted model, not a curated record. NCBI's taxonomy places the organism in Eukaryota, Oomycota, Saprolegniomycetes, Saprolegniales, Verrucalvaceae.